CCAGUGCAAGGAGAGCGAGCUCGAUUUUGGGUUGAUUGUCAAAGUCUAAGAAGAGAUAAUGGAAUCCCUUGGCUCGUUAUGGGGGAUUUAAAUGCUUUGCUUAGCUACGCCGAUAGAAGGGGGAAGGGUCCAAUCUCGGUAUCCUCCUUCUCUUGCUUGGAGCAAUUUAUGGAGACUUGUGAGUUGUAGGAAAUUGGAUUUAGGGGCAAUCCUUAUACCUGGACUAAUAGCAGAUCAGUGGACCCUAGAGAAUGGUUAUCAAGAGUGCAUCCAGAAUGGUUGGCAGGUGCAUAUUACUGGUUCAGAGCAGUAUAAGAGCGAGGAAGAGAUUUCAACAUAUGUUUUUCGAAGCCUGAGCUUUCAAUUCCAAGCUUGCCCUACAACUGCUGAUAUGGAUAUUGUGUUUUCUUUCCCUCAAGUGAUCACAUCAGAAAUGAAUAACUCUCUUUGCACAGACAUCACACUGGAGGAGGUUAAAGCUGCUACUUUCCAAUUAGGAGCCUUUAAAGCACCAGGUCCGGAUGGGUUUCCUGGAGUUUUCUACCAAAAACAUUGGGACUUGGUUGGUGAGCAAUCUGCUUUUGUGCCUGGUAGAAUGAUCCAGGACAAUCUUGUUGUUGCGCAUGAGGCAUUCCACGGUUUUGCUCAUAGAUGUUAUUCUCAAGAUGCCUACAUGGCACUUAAAUUAGACAUCCAUAAAGCAUAUGAUACGGUGGACUGGCUAUUUUUGGAGCAAGUGCUAAGGGCGAUGGGUUUCCAUGAUUGGUGGGUUGCUAGAGUAAUGGAGGUUGUUCGAUCAACCUCAUAUUCAAUUCUAAUCAAUGGUAAACCCACCAAAACCUUUUUCCCUGGGAGAGGGCUUCGACAAGGAGAUCCCUUGUCCCCAUACUUAUAUCUGCUUGUGGUAGAUGUUUUGUCUAAACUUGUAUCUCGUGCAGUGAGAGAUGGCUCCCUAUAUGCUUAUCGUAUAACAAGAAGGUGCCCCCUUAUUAGCCAUUUGCUUUUUGCUGAUGAUGCAUUACUUUUUUGCAAGGCUUCUGUCAAUCAAGCUUCUUUCUUGAAAGAGCUACUCUCUUGGUAUGGUGCAAUGUCAGGUCAGCACAUUAAUUUUUCCAAGUUUGCAAUUCUUUUUAGCAGAAAUACUUCUCUUUCGUUGAAGACUACUAUCUGCUCUUUAUUUUCUAUUCCUCGCGAUGCACCUGUGCACAAGUAUUUGGGCCUCCCUACUAGUUGGGGAAGAUCCAAAAAACAGAGUUUACAAUUUGUUAUUGAGAAAGUGCAGCAGAAGUUGCAGGCUUGGAAGAAAUCGCUAUUAUCUACAGCUGGCCGAGAGUGUUGGCGUCUUAUUCACAAUCCUAAUAGUCUAUGGGUGAAGCUUUUGCGUGCUUUGUAUCACCCUCAUGGCCAUUUCUUGCAGGCUAAGCUUGGUUUCACUCCCUCUUGGAUUUGGAGAAGUCUCUUACAAGGACGAGAUGUUCUAAAAUUGGGGCUGCGGUGGAACAUUGGUAAUGGUCAAAAUGUGUUCCUUUGGGGUCACAAAUGGAUACCUACCAAGCAGGGAUUUCAGGUUUCAACCCCCCAACCACAACAUGGCUACAACGUCAAGGUAUGUAAUUUGCUAACUCCCACUUUCGGGUGGGAUUUGCAGAAGCUUAAUCUUCUUUUAUGCCCUGAAGAUGUGAAGGAUAUAGUACAAGUUCCAGCUGGCCCAUCUCCAGACAAAUUAACAUGGCAUUUUACAAGGACUGGGGAGUUCACAGUUCGUUCUGCUUAUCACCUUGCAAGGACGAAUGGUUUUGGAUUGUUUCCAUUAACUAAUUUCCAGGUCAGUCCUUUUCCCUCCUUUUUGAAAUCUAUAUGGAAGUUGGAUGUCCCCCCCAAGGUAAAACUUUUCCUGUGGAAAGUUCUCACUAAUGCUUUACCUGUUAAGGCAAAUCUUUUUCAUAAGGGCAUAGUGGAGAGCCCUAUUUGUGGUCUUUGUGGUGGGGAUGAGGAGUCUAUUACCCAUAUGCUAUUCACUUGUCAAUACGCUGCUCGAACUUGGUUUGUCUCUCGACUUGCCUUUCAUCCUACUAUUUCAUCUAUUUCUGAGAUGGUUAAUUGGUGGAGUUUUGUUUCCUCCCAAUGGGAUAAAUGUAUUCCAAAUAUAAUGGAAGAAACCACUUGCUUGUUCUGGUAUAUAUGGAAAAACAGGAAUCUAGGCAUUUUUCAAGGCCAAGCAAUGCCACCGCAACUGGUUGUUCAGAAGGCCAUGUUUCUAGCAGACGAGUUUUGUAGAGUUAAUGGUAAAGACCCCCUUAUUCCACCAGUGCUACAACUUCGGGAUGGAUUAGAGGAUAAAUUACAACGGUGGAGUCCACCACCCGAAGAUGUUGUUAAAUGUAAUACUGAUGCAGCUGUGGAUGUUAAAAAUGGUGUUGCAGGUCUAGCUGUGGUCUGUCGCAACAGUAGGGGUAUUCUUGUUGAUGGUUUGGCCUUCAAACAAUCAAUUAGUUCUAUUUUAAUGGCUGAAACUCUUGCAUUAAGAGCUGCAGUAGGCUGGGCAGCUAGGAAUGGCCUCAAAGACAUCAUUUUUGAAUCUGACAGCAAAGAGCUCGUGCAAGCUAUUAACAAAAAGGUUCAUUUGCCUUGGCAAAUAGAGCCAUUGGUGCUAUCCGUGUGGGAGCUGUGCAAGUCUUUCUCCUUUUGUGAAUUUAACUAUGUAUGUAGGAAGGCUAACUCUGCAGCUGAUUGGGUGGCCAAAAAGUGCCUUAAGAAUUUGUGCCUUGAGAAUUUGUGCCCUCUCUACUGGACCACCAAUCCACCUACAAUGCUACGUAAUCUUUUGCGUACUGAUGUAAAUUAUUAAUUAACUAAUACAAAUUCUCAUGCAUG
This is a messenger RNA of Rubroshorea leprosula, 2874 nucleotides long. The record is from the annotation of a GenBank genome assembly. NCBI's taxonomy places the organism in Eukaryota, Viridiplantae, Streptophyta, Magnoliopsida, Malvales, Dipterocarpaceae.